Molecule: messenger RNA, 2044 nt
Organism: Heterocephalus glaber (naked mole-rat)
Lineage: Eukaryota; Metazoa; Chordata; Mammalia; Rodentia; Bathyergidae
Gene: Pacrgl
Product: parkin coregulated like
Source: RefSeq, a predicted model, not a curated record
ACGAGUGACUAAGCGGGACCUCAGGGAUGAGGUUCCUGCCGGCGCACACUGUUGAGCCGGCUUCCUAGCGGGCCGUGCAUCCGGGUGCCGCCGAACGCGGUUGCUAAGGACCCAGAGCGCCCCGAGCGCCAGCCUGGGUCCGGCUUCGUAGGCCGUAUUUGAAACCGUCCACCUCCCGCCCUCCCCGUUUUUAGCAUCUGCUUUUUGCCCUUGCUUUCUACGUGUCUUCCUCGCUUUCUAACUGACAACUCACUAGUCGCGAAACUAGGCAUUAGGUAUUCGGAGGCGGGUGAUGGUGAGGAUGCUGGAAAAAUAGAAGGCAGAUUUUAGGAUUACUUUAGGGUAGAACUGAUUGGGGUAAAUGGGUGUCGCACUCUGUCCCUCGGAAUUUGAGAGAGCGUUAAGUGUGGAACGCACCUUCUCUAGUGAGGGGCCUGUUAAACUUUUGGAGCUUUGUAGUCUUCAGAUUAGAGAGGAGGAAAAACGGUGGGAUCUGCCCCUAGAGUUUUUUUUAACAAGCAGUACAAUGCUCUCAGAAACUGUGUUGGGGAAGAAAGAUAUAGUGAAGUGAAUAGGGUAUUCGAGUUGUCCAAAACAAUGAUGGUGUGAUUUGCUAGCAUUGACACAGGUGCCAGAAGGAAGUGCCUUGUAGGUGACCUGCAGUAUCCACUCUAAGGGAAAAUGGCCCUGCAGUGGAGCUUUAGUAACCUUGUUUUUUCUCUGAUACUGUGACAUAGCUGGGGUUCCACGUUUGGUGGAGCUAUGGAUUGUAGCGUCUAUUUAAAAUCUUCAUAUUCUGCAAAAGAAUGAAAUGAAAGGUGACUUGUAUAAUAUUUAUAACACAAAAUAAAAUAUUUCUUACCUCUUCACUUUCCCUGUCACUGCUCUACAUCGCCAUUUAUCCACACGGUAUUUAAUGGAGAAAACACUCAAAAGAGUUGUUGAGGCUAAACAAGUUUUGAAAUCAACUGCAGAGUAAAACAGAAGCAAUGCAGAAACCAGGGUGUCCUGCAAGUGUAGAGUUGAGAGGCAGAGUAACAGGUAACUGUGAUCAAAGGACAUCCGCAGCUGCACAAAUAAAACAGAGGACUGCCAUUCAGCGAAGCAAAUCCACAUCCUCAACCAGUUCUCCAGAGUCUGUAAGAAAACUUCAUCCUCGACCAAGUGAUAAAUUGAACCCUAAAACAAUUAACCCUUUUGGUGAACAGUCACGAGCCCCUUCUGCAUUUGCUGCUAUUUAUUCUAAAGGAGGUAUUCCUUGCAGAUUGGUACAUGGUUCAGUAAAACACAGAUUACAGUGGGAAUGUCCUCCUGAAAAUCUUCCAUUUGAUCCUCUUCUUAUUACUUUGGCCGAGGGUCUAAGAGAGACUAAACAUCCAUAUACCUUUGUGUCCAAGGAGGGUUUCAGAGAAUUACUUUUGGUCAAAGGUGCUCCUGAGAAGGCUAUACCUUUGCUACCUCGACUGAUUCCUAUACUGAAGGCAGCUCUGGUCCACUCAGACGAUGGAGUGUUCGAAAGGGGGUUGAGUGCUUUGGUGCAGCUGAGCAUUGUCGUUGGUCCUUCUCUAAAUGAUCAUCUGAAACACGUGCUUACAGGCCUCUCCAAGAGACUGAUGGACAAGAAAUUCAAAGAGCCAAUCACCAGUACAUUACAGAAGCUAGAGCAGCAUGGUGGAAGUUUUUCCAUAUCCUGUGGACCUUUGUGGGAAAUGGGACUAUAAAACAGGACGGGGCCAACAUAUGGUAUUUCAUGGGGAAGCCUUAUAAUCAUCAAAUCCAAAAUUCCAACGUAUUGCUCUAUAUGCUGUUGAAUAAGGGAGCCAAAAAAUGUCAUCUUCCUGCUGAUAGGUGUCACCCACUGACCAUGGAUGCUCAUCAAACCUUUGUUCAGUUCAUUUUAUUUAUUUUUGUAAAUCACGGCCACCAUUCAUUACUUGUAUUUACAAGUUAAGAUGAAUAUAUAUAGUCCUGUUGAAUUAGAGUAACAUUUAUUCAUCAACCAAAAGGAAUGGGUAAUGAGAAGCUAUUAAAAGAACUUCCAUAA